UUUGUAGGCAUAGAUAUCGCUAGACAAUAUGGCACCGCGCAGGGAGUCAAGAUCCAACGUCAACACCGGCAAAUCUUCGAUAAAAAAUAAUAAAAACUGGAUACGGAAGUAUUUGGAAUGGCGAGAACUCGUUUCCCUAUUGACCGAUCCGAAGAAAUUCGCGUUGACGGCGAAGUUAUUUCUCGUUUUCGAAGUGGUUCUAAACGUGUUGGUUAUCGAGAACGUGCCGUACACAGAAAUCGACUGGAAGGCCUACAUGCAGGAGGUCGAGGGCUUUCUGAACGGCACUAUGGAUUACUCGAAAUUGCGAGGUGACACCGGGCCGUUGGUUUAUCCCGCCGGAUUCGUCUACGCCUUCUCCGGCCUGUAUUACAUAACCUCAAACGGCACGCACAUUAAACUAGCACAGUACAUUUUUGCGGCGUUGUACCUGGUCCUAUUGACGCUGGUCUUCCGGAUUUACGCAAGAACCAAGAAGGUGCCGCCCUACAUUCUGAUCCUGAUGUGCUGCACCUCCCACAGGAUACACUCGAUAUUCGUUCUUAGGCUCUUCAACGACCCGUUGGCGAUGGUGCUGUUAUACAUGAGCAUCAACUGGUUCCUGGACGACAAGUGGUAUCUAGGUAGCAUAUUUUACAGCCUCGCCGUGUCCGUGAAGAUGAAUAUACUCUUGUUUGCUCCAGCACUACUCAUUGCUUAUUUGUGUAAUCUAGGUACGUUUAAAACCUUGAUACAUUUAUCAAUCUGUGCGUUUGUACAGCUGUUACUUGGUUUACCGUUCUUACUGGAGAAUUCUGUCGCGUACAUAAAGGGUGCUUUCAAUCUGGGUAGAGUUUUUGAGUUUAGAUGGACUGUAAACUGGCGCUUUUUAUCAGAAGAUACAUUUAUUCAUCCAUACUUUCACAUUUCAUUGUUACUUUUGCAAGCAUUAGUAUUGCUUCAUUGCGCGCCUACGUGGAUUACUUACAUGAAAUCGUAUGCGAAAUUAAAGCAAGUGGAGAGAGAUUUGAAGCCUCAGUUUCACAAGAAGGAAAAAGUGGAUAUGUCUGUUGCAAGUCAGUUAUUUAUCUAUCCACUUUUCGUCGCAAACUUCAUCGGAAUUAUGUUCAGCAGAUCGUUGCAUUAUCAAUUCUACAUCUGGUACUAUCAUGCACUACCGUACAUCGCAUGGUGUACCGAUUACAAGACUGUUCUUAAAUUAGCGAUUUUAGGCGUGAUUGAAUUGUGCUGGAACACGUAUCCGAGCACGGUAUUCAGUAGCGUGGCGUUACACGCAUGCCAUAUAAAAUUACUGUAUGGAAUUUUGAAAAACAGACCAAAUACUGUGACAAACGCGACAAAAGACAAACACGCAAUUGCAAACUGUAAAGAUACGUAAUGUAAUUGCAUUUUUCUAUACAUUUUCUUCCUGUAUAUGAAAAACUAUACAAAAUAUUGAAUUGUAAUAUCUUAUUUUCAACAAAGUGAUCAUGUUAUUCAUAUUAUCACCACCAUUCUGACAUGUGUGGAACAGUUAUCCGUGAUUUUCUGACUUGUGAAUAGGAUUGUUUAUAAACUGUGUCUAUAAAUGCGCAAAUGUACAUGUGUGUAAAAAAAAUUACCUUUUGUAUAUAAAAGAGCCAAAUAAAUGAUGAAUAUUAGUUUAAAAUAA
Linepithema humile (Argentine ant) is the source of this 1651-nucleotide messenger RNA. RefSeq names its product Alg3, alpha-1,3- mannosyltransferase (gene Alg3). Gene Ontology annotation, molecular function: dol-P-Man:Man(5)GlcNAc(2)-PP-Dol alpha-1,3-mannosyltransferase activity. Gene Ontology annotation, cellular component: endoplasmic reticulum. Lineage: Eukaryota; Metazoa; Arthropoda; Insecta; Hymenoptera; Formicidae. The record is from RefSeq and is a predicted model, not a curated record.